This is a messenger RNA of Sciurus carolinensis (gray squirrel), 992 nucleotides long. It is a transcript of the gene Rac3, whose product is annotated as Rac family small GTPase 3. The transcript is spliced from 6 exons. Gene Ontology annotation, molecular function: GTPase activity; GTP binding; protein kinase binding. Bases 136 to 648 code for a protein of 170 amino acids. Gene Ontology annotation, biological process: cortical cytoskeleton organization; regulation of actin cytoskeleton organization; regulation of cell shape. NCBI's taxonomy places the organism in Eukaryota, Metazoa, Chordata, Mammalia, Rodentia, Sciuridae. Gene Ontology annotation, cellular component: cytoskeleton; cell cortex; cell projection. The record is from RefSeq and is a predicted model, not a curated record.
UCCGCGGCCCGCGCUCGGCGGCGCUCGGCUGUCUCCGGCCGCUCCUCGGCGCUCGGGUCCGUGGCCGCUGCGGCGCCGGGCAUUUCUCCGCAGCUCGGCUCGCGGCCGCGCCCGCCGCCGCCCGGCCCCGCGCCCAUGCAGGCCAUCAAGUGCGUGGUGGUCGGCGACGGCGCCGUGGGGAAGACGUGUCUGCUGAUCAGCUACACAACCAACGCCUUCCCUGGAGAGUACAUCCCCACUGUUUUUGACAACUACUCAGCCAACGUGAUGGUGGAUGGGAAGCCAGUCAACCUGGGGCUGUGGGACACUGCAGGGCAGGAGGACUAUGACCGGCUGCGACCACUUUCCUAUCCUCAAACUGAUGUCUUUCUGAUCUGCUUCUCCUUGGUGAGCCCAGCUUCCUUUGAGAAUGUUCGUGCCAAGUGGUACCCAGAGGUGCGGCACCACUGCCCCCACACACCCAUCCUCCUGGUGGGCACCAAGCUGGACCUCCGUGACGACAAGGACACCAUAGAGCGGCUGCGGGACAAGAAACUGGCACCUAUUACCUACCCACAGGGCCUGGCCAUGGCCCGAGAGAUUGGUGAGCUCUGUCAAGUACCUGGAGUGCUCAGCCCUGACCCAGCGGGGCCUGAAGACGGUGUUUGACGAGGCCAUCCGGGCAGUGCUCUGCCCACCCCCAGUGAAAAAGCCUGGCAAGAAAUGCACGGUCUUCUAGAGCCCCUCCCCAGGCCAGCCUGGCAGAGGGGCAGCCCCUGGCCCGAGUGUGCCCUUGUGUUGAGCUGUUUGGUGUCCAAGUCUGCUGUGGGGAGUGGUAUGGGUGGGGAGGGGGAAGCAUGGGGACAAGGCUGGGGUGACAGGGUCCUGUCCUCUCUGCCUCCUCUUUCCGGGGUACAACUCCAGCCUUCCCUGGCCCCCAUGAGAGGCCAGGAGGGAGCAGGGUCUCCCUCAGGGCUGCAGGGGUGGGUCCAGGGCAGCCCCAGGAUGGGCUU